AUGGGUGAGCGUCGCCUUUCUCCCCAAAGAGGAAAUCCCCGAGCGCGGGGCUCCCCGGGUGCCUGCUCCCGGGAUGCCUCUGCAGGUACCCGACAGGAGGAAGCCGCAGGGAAAGCGGAGGAGAACAAGUGUGCACGCACAGGAGGCGCUUAUGCAAUGGUCACGUUCAUGCUGCCACGUAGACUCUUGGGUCCACAGUUCAGCACUAACUUGCUGAUUGUCCUUGCCGCUCAUGGGCGUGCGGACGCGCCUUCGGAUCAAGGCAAAUCACGCUGUGAGACAUCGGGGCUUGCUGGAGGGGCCAGGGAAGAGGCCGGAGCGCAGCUGGUGGGGAAUGCGGCGUGCGCGCAGGCAGUGGUUUUCCUGGGUUGUCAGUCAGGCCCUUACACCCUUUCACUCAGGUACCAAAGAUUUUACGUACGUCACACCAGCGUGUUGGACUUAGGAAUUCAGAUCACUAAAACGCUCCCGUAUCGUUCCAAAAAAGGUCAAAAAGAAACCACUUCAGCAAUCUUCAGGUUUAAUGGUUUCUGGGGGCUUGUCAACAAUGCAGGAGUAUCAACAUUUGGCGAGACAGGGUGGCUGUCUAUGGAGAAAUAUGAAAAAUUUGCAGAUGUGAAUCUCCUUGGGAGCAUCAGGACAACCCUGGCAUUUCUUCCCCUUCUCAGGAAAUACAAGGGACGUAUUGUUUUCAUGUCCAGUAUUAUUGCCUAUUUUGCUCUGGGAAAUGGCAUUUAUUCUAUGACCAAGGCUGCUAUUGAAAGAUUCUCUGAUGCUCUAAGACUGGAGAUGAAGAAGUUUGGUGUCCAGGUCUGUAUUAUUCAGCCAGGAAAUUAUGCGCAAUCUACAAAAAUUCAGCCACCAGUCAAUGCCGAAGAGAUUUGGAAUGAACUCAGCGAAGAGGAAAAGGCAGUUUACAACAAGGAGUAUGUUCAAGAGCGGGCAAACUUUUUCAACAACAUACUCAGCGAAGGAAGCACUAAUGGCAGUGAAGUUGUAGAUGCUAUG
Molecule: messenger RNA, 1008 nt
Organism: Pelecanus crispus (Dalmatian pelican)
Lineage: Eukaryota; Metazoa; Chordata; Aves; Pelecaniformes; Pelecanidae
Source: RefSeq, a predicted model, not a curated record